Eruca vesicaria subsp. sativa (arugula) is the source of this 797-nucleotide messenger RNA. Lineage: Eukaryota; Viridiplantae; Streptophyta; Magnoliopsida; Brassicales; Brassicaceae. The record is from the annotation of a GenBank genome assembly.
UUGUUGCCAAAAAGAGAAGGGCCUCUCGAGACAAGUGUAGUGUUAGGAUUACAAUUACAACACUAUAUCUUCCUCUUCUCGACACGACCCUUCGUCAUGUCUAGGCCAGCUAUGUCUCCUCCUUGCCACGUUUCAGCACUCUCUUCCACUAUAUAUAUACACACAUUCCCUCAUGUCUUUGCCUUAUCCACUCCCUAAAGCCAAAGGUAAAGAUGGUUGGUGCAAAUAAAAAACAACAAACGGUCCAAGCUAGUUCGAGGAAAGGCUGCAUGAGAGGAAAAGGUGGACCCGAGAACGCGUCUUGCACUUACAAAGGCGUAAGACAACGCACUUGGGGCAAAUGGGUCGCUGAGAUCCGUGAGCCUAACCGAGGAGCUCGUCUUUGGCUAGGUACUUUCGACACCUCCCGCGAGGCUGCCUUGGCUUAUGACUCCGCAGCUCGUAAGCUCUAUGGGGCCGAGGCUCACCUCAACCUCCCUGAGUCUUUAAGAAGUUACCAGGAAACACAAGUGGCGACCCAUACGCCAAGCAGCAACACCAGCGGAAAAAGCAGCGAGUCCAUCAACGAGGAGUCGAGUUCAUCCAACGAGAUGUCAUCAUGGGGAACAACAGAGGAGAUAUCAUGGGAACAUAUAAACGUUGAUUUACCGGUGACGGAUGAUUCUUCUAUAUGGGAAGAAGCUACAAUGUCGUUAGGGUUUCCAUGGGUCCAUGAAGGAGAUGAUGAUAUUACUCCGUUUAGUACUUGUAUUAAUGGUGGCUAUUCUAAUUGGGAUUCCUUUCAUUCACCACUUUAA